GGUCCAACCCAAGAUGGCUGCGCCCUUGCAGAAGUGCUGAAGAAGUGCCUCUCCGGAGAAAUUCUCGGGAUUGUGUGUGAUUUCCGCGAAAACCAAAGCACCAAAUCAGCUACCAGGGUCGCUGGUUUGUAGAACAAGGCCAUAAGACCCCAGUCGUCGAUAAGUGUGGCCGGUGCUUCGUGUGGCUGUGGCAGACUGUCCGUGUGAAGAUGGGCCUCGUCUCCAGCCCCUUCCCAUAGCGAAGAGCCGUGGGGAGAGGAGCCGCAGAUUCCCCUGCAAACACGCACCCGUCCAGCUCGGAUUUGACGGCUUUGACAUACUAUACAGGCUGUGGACGCUGCCCUACCAUUUUCUGACCAGGAUUGUUUGUGCGACCGUGUCUGUCAUCGUCCGCAGACGGAGAGGUUCCUCAGCCCGGGUUGAUAAUCCCACCGCACCAAGGGCCCUGAUGAAAAUGGACUCAGACUUGCUUCAUUCGCCGGCUGUGGGCCUCGCAGAAGAAGAGGAGGCUGACAUGAAUGACUGGAAACUUCCACUGGCCUUCAUGAAGAAACGGCACUCGGAGAAGAUCGAGGGCUCCAAGGCCUUAGCACAGAGCUGGAGGAUGAAGGACAGGAUGAAGACCGUGAGCGUGGCACUGGUGUUGUGUCUGAACGUGGGAGUGGACCCUCCUGAUGUGGUCAAGACCUCGCCCUGCGCCAGAUUGGAGUGCUGGAUAGAUCCUCUGUCGAUGAGUCCACAGAAAGCCCUGGAGACCAUCGGGGCCAACCUGCAGAAGCAAUAUGAAAACUGGCAACCCAGGGCACGUUACAAGCAGAGUCUGGACCCCACAGUGGACGAGGUGAAGAAGCUGUGCACAUCGCUGAGACGUAACGCCAAAGAGGAACGAGUUCUCUUCCACUACAACGGCCAUGGGGUGCCACGGCCCACCGUCAACGGAGAGAUCUGGGUCUUUAAUAAGGUACCACACACACGAACAAGAAAUACUUUCUUACAUAUACAUACACUAAACACUUAUAUACCUGUGGCAGCUAUCAACCCCAGCCACCCGCUCGCUCAGAUGCCGCUGCCUCCCUCCAUGAAGAACUGCAUCCAGCUGGCCGCCUGCGAGGCCAGCGAGCUGCUGCCCAUGAACCCCGACCUCCCAGCUGACCUCUUCACCUCCUGCCUCACCACACCCAUCAAGAUCGCCCUCCGAUGGUUUUGCAUGCAGAAGAGUGCCAAGUUGGUGCCAGGGGUGACGUUAGACCUCAUCGAGAAGAUCCCUGGCAGGCUCAACGACAGACGUACUCCCCUCGGUGAGCUCAACUGGAUCUUCACAGCCAUCACCGACACAAUCGCCUGGAAUGUGCUUCCUAGAGAUCUGUUCCAGAAGUUGUUUCGUCAGGACCUGCUGGUGGCCAGCUUGUUCCGCAAUUUCCUGUUAGCGGAGAGGAUAAUGAGGUCAUACAACUGCACACCAGUCAGCAGUCCUCGUCUGCCCCCUACAUACAUGCACGCCAUGUGGCAAGCAUGGGACCUGGCUGUGGACAUCUGCCUCUCUCAGCUGCCUACCAUUAUUGAGGAGGGCACCACCUUCAGACCCAGUCCUUUCUUUGGGGAGCAGCUCACAGCAUUUGAGGUGUGGUUGACGAUGGGUGUGGAGAACAGGAACCCUCCUGAGCAGCUUCCGAUAGUACUGCAGGUCCUCCUGAGUCAGGUGCAUCGGCUGCGAGCUCUAGACCUGCUCGGACUGUUUCUGGAUCUGGGUCCCUGGGCCGUCAGUCUGGCCCUGUCUGUGGGGAUCUUCCCCUACGUGUUAAAGCUGCUCCAGAGUUCAGCCAGAGAGCUGCGGCCGCUGCUGGUUUUCAUCUGGGCUAAAAUCCUCGCUGUGGACAGUUCAUGUCAAGCUGACCUGGUCAAAGACAACGGACACAAGUACUUUCUGUCUGUGCUUGCUGACAGUUACAUGCCAGCUGAGCAUCGAACCAUGGCUGUGUUCAUAUUGGCUGUUAUUGUCAACAGCUACAACACAGGACAGGAGGCCUGCCUUCAGGGCAACCUGAUAGCCAACUGCCUGGAGCAGCUGUCAGACCCCCACCCUCUGCUCCGUCAGUGGGUGGCCAUCUGCCUGGGCCGCAUCUGGCAGAACUUUGAUCCAGCCCGCUGGUGUGGAGUUCGGGACAGCGCCCACGAGAAGCUCUACACCCUGCUGUCGGAUCCCAUCCCAGAGGUGAGGUGUGCGGCUGUUUUUGCUCUGGGGACCUUUGUGGGAAACUCUGCUGAGAGGACGGACCACUCCACCACCAUCGACCACAACGUGGCUAUGAUGCUGGCCCAGCUCAUCAACGAUGGCAGCCCUGUGGUUCGCAAGGAGCUGGUUGUAGCACUGAGUCACCUGGUGGUCCAAUAUGAGAGCAACUUCUGUACAGUUGCCCUCCAGUUUAUAGAAGAAGAGAAGAACUACACUGUGCCGUCACCAGCCAACACCGCAGAGCCUGGUAACCUGACUCCAGUGAGGGACAGCCCAGCGAUCCCACGCCUGCGAUCAGUCAACUCCUACACCAACAUCCGAGCCGCUACCACUGCCCGCAACCUGAACAAGAGCCUGCAGAACCUCAACCUCAAUGAAGAGGGUGGACCAGCAGCCUUUUCUCCUGGUAACCUGAGCACCAGCAGCAGCGCCAGCAGUACCCUGGGGAGCCCCGACAACGACGAGUACAUCCUCUCCUUUGAGACCAUCGACAAAAUGCGACGGGUGUCCUCCUAUUCUUCCCUCAACUCCCUCAUAGGUGUGUCCUUCAACAGUGUGUACACGCAGAUCUGGAGGGUGCUGCUACAUCUCGCCGCAGACCCCUUUCCUGAGGUGUCGGAUCUGGCCAUGAAGGUCCUCAACAGCAUAGCAUACAAGGCAACAAUGAAUGCUCGGCCUCAGAGGAUCCUGGACUCUGGAUCGCUCACCCAGUCGGCCCCAGCCAGCCCCACCAGCAAGGGCACGCACAUCCACCAGGCUGGUGGCUCUCCUCCCAUGCCUAGCACCAGCAGCUCCAGUCUGACCAACGAGGUGCCCAAACCCCCCGCCAGAGAGCAACCGGCAACACGGCCUCCCUACACCCCCACAUUGGGAGGACAGGCGCCCCACUCUCACCAGUUCCCCCGCACUCGCAAGAUGUUUGACAAAGGACCUGAGCAGGCAGCUGAGGAUGGUGACGAGCCAGGUGGUCACAGGAACUACAUCAGUCCCGCCCUCCAGACGGGUCUGUGUGAUUGGAGCGCCAAGUAUUUCGCUCAGCCUGUUACGAAGAUCCCAGAGGAGCAUGACCUGGAGAGUCAGGUGAGGAUGGAGCGGCAGUGGAGGUUCCUGAGAAACACUCGAGUGAGAAGGCAGAGCCGAGGCAUCACUCAAAGAGGUGUCUCACGUCUGGAUGAUCAAAUAUUCAUCAACCGAAACCCUGGAGUACCGUCUGUUGUGAAGUUCCACCCCUUCAACACCUGCAUCGCUGUGGCCGACAAGGACAGCAUCUGUUUCUGGGACUGGGAGAAGGGCGAGAGGCUGGACUACUUCUACAACGGAAACCCUCGUUACACUCGCAUAACAUCCAUGGAGUACCUGAACGGGCAUGACUGCUCAUUACUGCUCACGGCAACAGAUGACGGAGCGUUACGUAUAUGGAAGAACUUUGCCGACCAGAAGAACCCGGAGAUGGUGACGGCGUGGCAGGGCCUUUCAGACAUGCUGCCCACUACCAGAGGUGCAGGCAUGGUCGUCGACUGGGAGCAGGAGACGGGUCUCCUUAUGACGUCUGGAGAUGUCCGAGUCAUCAGGAUCUGGGACACUGACAGGGAGAUGAAGGUCCAGGUACUCAGUGACCCUGUUUGUAUGACAAAUUUUCUCAAAAAGGUCACAAUGAAUAGAGCUGGAACUUGGGCUUUGAGCAUACUGGUGCUGAUGAUGUUCACAGUCUCACAGCUCUGCCGGGUGAUGACCUACAGGGAGCACGGAGCCUGGGUGGUCAAAGCUCACCUACAGAAGGAGACAGACGGACAUAUUAUCAGCGUCAGUGUUAAUGGAGAUGUUCGAUUCUUUGAACCGCGGUCGCCGGACUCCAUCAACGUGCUGCAGACAGUGAAGGGGUUAACAGCCCUGGACAUCCACCCGCAGGCCAACCUGUUUGCCUGUGGAUCGAUGAACCAGUUCAUAGCAGUCUACAAUGCUAACGGCGAUGUGAUCAGCAACAUAAAGUACUAUGACGGCUUCAUGGGACAAAGGAUUGGGGCAAUCAGCUGUUUAGCCUUCCAUCCUUACUGGCCCCACUUGGCGGUGGGCAGCAACGACUACUACAUGUCCAUUUAUUCAGCAGAGAAGAGGCUCAGAUAACACACCAGCAUUUACCACCCCCCCUCCCCAACAAAACCACCACAUAUGACUUCUGACCCUGAGCCCCGAGCUCCGGGAUGUAAAUGACGUUUUUGUUGUACAUAUGCAAUUACCACCCUGAAUGUUCUAGUGAUGGCUGCUGACAAAAAACUCAUGCUACGAACGACGAUAUAAAUAUUCUUAUUAUUAUUCUCAUUGUUUAUUCAUAUUCUUAUUAUGAAGCUAAUGAUUGUAGACUUGGCUGUGCUGAGGAGUGUGUAUAUUUAAAUAGCGUAUACAGAUGAAUAGAGGUUCUAUUUUAAAGAAGUGGUACCCACCGAUCACGGGGGCUCCUCCUCGCCGCACAGCGAGCAUCACUACCUGAACGAACUGUGACCCCAGUGAACUGAGGGGGGGGGGUCGCCCAGAGGACAACACACACUGUUGAAACACAUUCACUGGUGCAGGAAACACGAGCUCGCCCUCCGCUGGACCCCGGUGUGUUUAUAAAUUCAUUGUAAUGGCCGUCUCGCAGCCAAAGGACACAGAGUCUUACUUUGCAAGACGUUUGUAAGGACGGACCCAGAGAUGGUGGACUGUGCUCCUUCUUGCCUGACACGUUGACGAAGCUGACGUGAUGAGUGUUUCUUGUGUGUGUGUGUGUUAAAAUGGAUUAUAGCACAGAUGUGCCCCACAGUGGGCCCUCAUAGCCUUGGACUUAAAUGAUGCCCAGCAAAGAUGCCUGCUCCCAUGCUAGAACUCUCCUUCUUGCUUCCUGACCCCAGCGUGCCAAACAUAAUCAUAUUUUCCAUGCAAGCCCCUUUGUUGUGGCUCAAGGUGUUGUGGGUUAAUUUGUUUUUUAACUUAAUCACCUGUAAAAAGGGAAACCUUCUAUGGCCCUUAGGAUGACACAUACCCUGAUAUCUAGCACAGUGAGCACCCAGUCCUACAGGGAUUCUGCAGCACCUGCCUGCCUGCCCUGCAAAGCAAUAAAAACCUCCCUUGAUUCAGCCUCAAGCUCCUCCCCGACGUUUCCGAUAACGGAAAAAUAACACUUCUGCUUGAAGGUGAUAGCAGCACCGCAUGCCAUCAAUUUCUUCAGACAGUUGUACUUGCCCACAACCCAACCACCCAGAGGUGCCACAGGAUAGCAAUACAAACACACCCAUUUCAAUUCUCAGCGGUGUAAUUCUUUCUUUUUACAUACUCAUAGUAUCAGAUGGGUGCCUUUUUUACCCCAUCAGCUCACACCAUUGACAGGAAAGAUAUCAAUUAAAUUGAUUUUCCUGUGAUUGUCCAAACUUUCUGCUAACCAAUAUGUCCAAGUCCUCCCAAUGUGGAAUAAAAAGAGAGCAAAAGAAUCCCUGAAAAUACUUUUUUGACCAGCUUCAGAUUAGUGCACUGGCCCUUGUGUGCCAGUUGAUCUUUUUCUGGCAUCUGGAAAAAAUAUAUAGAAUAUGACCCUGGAUGCUUAUCUAAUCACAGUGAGGGGCAGCUCUGUUGAGACUCCCUUUGAGCACACUGCAGGUUUUAAGAACUUUAGGUUAUGUGACUCAUCACACCAGGGAUCAGCUGCCACCCCACUGUUUGAACCAUUUUUCAUUUUGAUUAAACCUUCUGCAAGGUUUCUUUUUUUUUCUUUGAGUUUUUAUUUUGGAUUUUAUUGCCAGACAUGUUUGGUUUGAUUUUGUUUAACACAGUUGGAGGCGUAAAGUGAGUUGCAUGUUAAUGCUGGUGUCAUCAGAACUGUGGCACUCUCUUUAACUCUGUACCUGUACAUGGUCACUGUGUCAAGUUUUAGUCAGUGUCCUAAAUCCCGCUCAGGUAUUCCAUGAGCCACCUCAAACCAAGGUUGAGCAACUACCAGCCUCCCCCAGUGUCAGCAUGAUCUUUUUUCUUUUUGUGCAGUAUCACCAUCAAUGUGCCUCUUCCUGGGGCUGCAGCUUUGCUUAUUCAGCUUUUUAAAAUCUUUACAAUCUUUAAAAGCUUUUUUCUCUUUCAGUUUUGUAAUUUUAUGUUUUUAAUUCUGCUGGCAUUUGUUUGCCUUAGCCUCCAUGAGGUGGAGAGGAAAAAAGUGGGGACAGCCUUACCCUCACACACACACACACACACACACACACACUUGCUGUACCAUGCCCCCUUUAUCCCCAGUGUAACGCAACAGCCGCCCCCUCCUUCCUUUCCUGCCACGCCCACCUCACCCCUCUGCAUCGGCUGUCCUGAGCUUUGCUUUUCCCCCGCAGAAGGAAUAGACUCUUGGACUGAAAGUGAACUGGGAACACACACCAUACAGUCUGUAUAAGCGACUGCAGUUGCAGUGACCACAUUAGUCCCCACCACCACCCCGUCACUGAGCUCUUUAGCGCUCUCUGUGGUUUAGCAGGCCUCAACUGCUUCACCGGCUCAGCCCAAAUCGUGUAUUUUGGCGUCGGGCCGUUUGCUCAGAAUCACAUUCAUCUCUAAGUAUCCUGCUUUGAGUUUUAAGAUUUUAGAUCUGAAGAAAAAGACUUUAACAAAGUAGUCAGAAAGGAAAAAUGAAAACAAUCAGGUUUGUCUCUGUGACUCUAGACUGCUUUGCUGACUGUGGUUUAUAAGACAGGAGAUGAAAUCAAUGAAAUAAACCAAAUACAA
Messenger RNA from Morone saxatilis (striped sea-bass), 6967 nucleotides. RefSeq names its product regulatory associated protein of MTOR, complex 1 (gene rptor). Gene Ontology annotation, biological process: positive regulation of protein serine/threonine kinase activity; cellular response to amino acid stimulus; positive regulation of cell growth. Gene Ontology annotation, molecular function: protein binding; protein-macromolecule adaptor activity. The coding region runs from base 449 to 4357 and encodes 1302 amino acids. Gene Ontology annotation, cellular component: TORC1 complex; cytoplasm. The record is from RefSeq and is a predicted model, not a curated record. The transcript has 34 exons. NCBI's taxonomy places the organism in Eukaryota, Metazoa, Chordata, Actinopteri, Moronidae.